Molecule: messenger RNA, 477 nt
Organism: Tarenaya hassleriana
Lineage: Eukaryota; Viridiplantae; Streptophyta; Magnoliopsida; Brassicales; Cleomaceae
Exons: 2
Coding region: 1-477 (158 amino acids)
Source: RefSeq, a predicted model, not a curated record
AUGGCGCAAACACCAUCUUAUGAGAAAUUUCUUAAAGACACACUCGUUAAGAAGGAGAAAUUAGAAGAAGAACCAGUAAUCCUGCUGUACUGCAACAAAACCUACCAGCCAAGAUGCGUCUCUAUUCCUAGUGCACUGUGCGACUUGGGAGCGAGUGUGAGUCUAUUACCAAAGACCACAUAUGACAAGCUGAACGUGGGUGAACUGAAACCCACUAAGAUGAUUUUGCAGCUGGCAGAUAAGUCAGUGAAAGCCCCCCUUGGGACUUUAGAGGACAUACCACUUAAGGUUGAAAACGUUUACGUUCCGAUCGAUUUUGUGGUUACUGAUAUGGAUAACAGAAAUGAUGAAUCAGUCAUCUUAGGACGUCCAUUCCUUAACACUGUUGAUGCCGUAAUUCAUGUCCCGAAAGGAUGCAUAGAGAUGCAUAAGGAGAUGAGGACAUUGAAUUCAAGCUGGAACCAAAGCCAGAACUGA